AUGGUCAAGAAAGUCGGCAAGUACGAGAUUGGGAAGACGCUGGGGGAAGGCACGUUUGGAAAAGUCAAGUAUGCAGUGAACACGGAGACGGACGAGCGCGUCGCGAUCAAAGUGCUGGACAAGGAGAAGAUCCAGAAGCAGAAUAUGGGCGCGCAGAUUAAGAAGGAGAUUUCGAUCAUGAAGAUGGUGCGCCACAAGCACGUGGUCGUGCUGAAAGAAGUGCUGGCGAGUCGAACCAAGAUUUUCAUUGUGCUAGAGCUGAUCACAGGGGGCGAGCUCUUUGACAAGAUCGUGAGCGAAGGAAGAUUCAGCGAAGAGACGGCUCGCUUUUACUUCCGUCAGCUUGUGGACGGUGUGCAGUACUGCCACGAAAACGGCGUGUGCCAUCGCGACCUGAAACCGGAAAAUCUGUUGCUCGAUGAGAAUGGAGACCUUAAGAUUUCUGACUUUGGUCUCUCGGCGCUGUACGAGGGCGGAGGUCCAGAUGGCCCCGAGAGCUCGCGUGCGUCGCUGCUACACACGACGUGUGGAACGCCAAACUACGUCGCUCCUGAGGUCCUUGCCGACAAAGGAUACGACGGACGUGCCGCGGAUGUCUGGUCCAUGGGUGUCAUUUUGUACGUGCUGCUGGCCGGUUUCCUGCCGUUCGAUGAGCCGACGAUGUCAGCGCUCUUCCGCAAGAUUCAAAAAGCCGAGUUCUCGUACCCGAGCUGGUUUACGCCACGCGUGAAAGCGCUACUGAACCGCAUACUUGUGCCAAACCCGGAGACGCGUAUUGCGAUCAAGGAUGUCUUGCAAGACGAGUGGUUCGUGAACGCAGGCGUCUCUAACGAGCUGGUGACUCACACGACUGGCUCUGAAACGAUUAGUGCGGAGAUGGCGGCUACUCCUGCACCGGGCCCCAUUGACCACAUGACCAUCAAACCGAGCCAGGCCGAUUUGGAUGCAGCCAUCCUGGAGCACCAGGAUGAGAUCAACUCCGACAAGAAGGACAAGUUAGAUGGAGGUCUGAAAGUGAUGAAUGCGUUCGACCUGAUCAACAUGUGCGGCGGCGUGGCACUGAACCGCAUGUUUCAGAGCAAUGACGAGAAGCGAGUCAAGCGGGCAACCCAGUUCACAUCGACCAUCCCGGCAGCGAGCAUCAUGACUCGCUUGACGGGUCACUUGGAGAGUCUCCACUGCGAGAUCAAUGUAGAAAACUCGUCAAAGGUGAAGGCUGUGCUGCAGACACCCAAGGGUGCUGUUGGCGUCGUGAUUCAGAUCUUCAUUCUUGCGGAUAGCCUUCAUCUGGUGGAAGUGCGUCGUGGCAAGGGGGACAUUUUCGAGUACCACAAGUUUUACACGCAGCUGAACGAGCAGAUGAAGGACCUGAUCGCGGCCCCAGGUAGCCACUAG
This is a messenger RNA of Peronospora matthiolae, 1395 nucleotides long. The record is from the annotation of a GenBank genome assembly. NCBI's taxonomy places the organism in Eukaryota, Oomycota, Peronosporomycetes, Peronosporales, Peronosporaceae.